Molecule: messenger RNA, 3252 nt
Organism: Myxocyprinus asiaticus (Chinese sucker)
Lineage: Eukaryota; Metazoa; Chordata; Actinopteri; Cypriniformes; Catostomidae
Product: ankyrin repeat domain-containing protein 13D-like
Exons: 17
Coding region: 947-2776 (609 amino acids)
Cellular component (GO): cytoplasm
Molecular function (GO): protein binding
Source: RefSeq, a predicted model, not a curated record
GAGUUUAUACAUUCAGCUCAUGAUUCUGUCUGAUCUCAGAUGAGUUUAGACAUUCAGCCACUAUCAGGCGCAUGAGGAGGGCAGCAGCACAGCCAAGCCUGCAUCCAAUGCAUAUUUCACAUGGACAUGGAUGGGAAUUAGGCCCCUGCUUGCUUGCUUUCUGCGCUUGGUUAUGUGCAUUUUUCUCCAUCAGAUCUUUACAGUCCGAUUCGAAUAUGAUGGCAAGAAAUCAUUUUCUAUAUCAGAGGCUGAUUUUUGUUGUGACAACAUCAUCUGCGGGCUCCUCCACCAGCAGCAGUAGCCUGAUGAUGAGUAUGAUGGGAUGGAAGCUAUCUGCUAACUCAAAGAUGCUUUGCAGUAAAUAAUCCUCUAAUUUCUCCAUGCUCUCGAUUUUACAUCAUUUAACGGAACGCCGUUACAUUUUUUACCGAUCGAUCUGCAAUCAUUUUAGCUUUAAAUGAGGAAAUAUAUAUAAGACUGGCAGAUAUAUUGACUUAGCUUUGCUAGCUAAGCAGCUGUUGGCAGCAUAUAUUCAGCAAACGGAGGGAUUUUUACAGCAAAAUAACACAGGAGUCAGGCCGGUAAAGAGUGUACAUGAGAUAUCUGUAGUCCUGAGGGAAUGAUUUCACUGAGCAGAUUAAACGACACAUCUCGACCGCUUUAUUUAAUCAAUUGAAAUUAACUGUCCGUAAAUAAACGCUCGUGCAUCCGAUUGUUUAGAUGCAAAGUGACCACUGCUCAACAGACAUCUCCUAAAAAAUAUAUAUAUAUAUAUAUAUAUAUUCAAUGACCAAAAAUAACCCUUAACCGCAUAAAGCAAAAUAAAACAACAACUAAACACUUUAAUCCAACAUCAUUGCAAUGGCUGAAGAGGCGUUUCCGUUACAUUAUCUGGUGUGGAACAAUCAGUAUCUAGAACUGGACCGAGAGCUUCAGAAAAAGCAGCAUGAGCUGGAGCGACUGGAUCCGCGUGGGCGGACGCCGCUCGAGCUGUCAGUGUGUCUCGGGCACUUGGAGUCCACGCGCGUCUUGCUCAGACACAACGCAAAUCCUACACACUGCAACACACAGGGAUGGACAGAAGGUAGAAAAUCAUACAAGUUUGGAACGACAUGAGGUUUUGCAGGAGGCAGUGAGCACUGGAGACCCUGAGUUGGUGCAGCUGAUCCUUCAAUACAGAGACUUUAGAAGAGCCACAGAGAGAUUGGCUGGUAUUCCUGAGCUACUGAGCAAACUGAGACAGGCACGUGAUUUCUACGUUGAGAUGAAAUGGGAAUUUACAAGCUGGGUGCCUCUAGUGUCUAAGGUCUGUCCAAGUGAUGUGUAUCGUGUAUGGAAAAGUGGUUCAUGUUUGAGGGUUGACACCACUUUACUGGGAUUUGAGCACAUGACCUGGCUUAAGGGACGCCGCAGCUACAUAUUUAAAGGUGGAGAGAGUGGUGCCAUGGUGAUGGAGGUGGACCACGAGAAGCAGGUGGUGUAUACGGAACCACUGUCUCUGUCCCCACACGACACUCCAUCCCUUCUGGCCGCCAUGCUGCCAUCACAGGAGAACACGGCUCAGAGACUCACCUCUCCUAUAGUGUCCACUCAUCUGAACACACGCAACAUUGCAUUUGAGAGAAAUAAGUCUGGGAUUUGGGGAUGGCGCUCAGAGAAGACAGAGAUCGUCAGUGGAUAUGAAGCAAAGGUUUACAGUGCCAGUAAUGUGGAGUUAGUGACACGUUCUCGGACAGAACACCUCUCUGAUCAAGACAAAUCUAGGAGUAAAGGGUCAAGAACUCCUCUUCAGUCUUUCCUCGGUAUUGCUGAGCAGCACAUCUCUAGUACUGGAAGUCAGGUGUCUCAAUGCGCUAGUCCCCAUAAUCCAACGGCAAUCACAGCAGAGGAGUACUUUGAUGUAGAGUUUAAUCUGAAUGGCAGAGACAUUGGGCGGCCCAUUGAACUUACCAGCAAAGUGCAAAAGUUUAAGGCCAAUCUAUGGUUAAGUGAAGCUCACCCUCUCUCAUUGGCUGAGCAGGUGACGCCCAUCAUUGACCUCAUGGCCAUUUCUAACGCCCACUUUGCCAAGCUGCGUGACUUUAUCACUCUACGCCUACCACCUGGCUUUCCUGUAAAGAUAGAAAUUCCUCUGUUCCAUGUGUUAAAUGCUCGUGUAACAUUCAGCAAUCUUUGUGGAUGUGAUGAACCAGUUAGUUCUGUUACUGUACAAUUGCCACAAGAAACCACAGAAGCUGGUGAGACACCACCCCCCCUGCAGUGUGAAGUGGACCCGUCUGUGUUUGAACCUCCCCCAGAAUACACCACACUUGGCCCAGGCCGCAGCGAGCCAAUGAGAGACGAGGAUGAUAAUUUACUUCAGUUCGCCAUACAACAGAGCCUGCUGGAUGCAGGAACAGAGAGUGACCAGGUGACCAUAUGGGAGGCUCUCACUAACACUCGUCCAGUUUCUCAGCCUCCACUUUAUGAGGAAGACUCUCAGCUUGAGAGGGCGAUUCAGGAAUCUCUGUCUUUAUCACUGGCUGGAGGGGAGAGUGGAGAGUCGGAUGGCCAACCGCUUUCCCCACCUGACCCCACCCUCAACUCGCCUCCAUGUUACAGCUCAUUGACUGAGCCUCGAGCGCCAGGGGCGUUUGCUGUGGCCACCAGUUUUGAUGAACAGCUACGCAUCGCAAUGGAGCUUUCAUGCAGAGAACAAGAGGAGUUAGAUAGGAAGAGGAGGGAAGAGGAGGAAGAGCUGGAGAGGAUACUGCAGCUGUCUCUCACAGAGAAGUAACUGUAGCAAUGCUAGAUGUGGGUUUAAAGGGAUAAAUUAUCGGUUGUGUUUUUUUUUUUGUUUUUUUUCUGCAGUGUUAAAUUAUUCUUCUUCUAGAUUCAUCGCUCUUUAUUUCUUUUCCAAAAUAAUAAAGAUGGCAUAGAAAGAGGAAUCGGGGAGAGUGCGUGUGUGUGCUAAGACAGAAGCAAUUCAUGAGAGAAGAGAAACAGAAGGAGUAAUAAGGAAUGAAAUAAGGAACCCGGCAUGAAAAUUGGAUAUUCUCUCCGUUUUACUGUCUUUUGAGUGAUAAAAGGUCUUCAGAAUUUCAACUUCAUUGUAUAAUGAUACUGAUGAAAAUGUGAAUAUAAAUUAUGAGUAUUGAUGACUAUGAUAAUACAUAAAGGGAAAGUACUGAAUAUAUUAUUGCAAAAAAGAAUGAGUUUACUUAUGGUGGAUGAUAAAAAAAAUAUGAAAGUAUUAAAUGUUGCUCAAACACU